Staurois parvus is the source of this 322-nucleotide messenger RNA. NCBI's taxonomy places the organism in Eukaryota, Metazoa, Chordata, Amphibia, Anura, Ranidae. The record is from the annotation of a GenBank genome assembly.
ACGCAACAAACUUGCAUUCAGACAUCGAUUUUAACAGCGUUUCAAACGCAAAGCUGCAAAUCGCAUUUAUAAGCGUUUGCGUUUGAAUUUUUUUUUUUUUUUUUUUAACUUUUCCAGUUUCCAAUGCUGACCAGAGCCUUUUUUCAUCAUGAAAAAUGCAUGCAAAGCGUUUUCAAGGUACUCAGAUGGACAAAACACUGAACACAGGAUGUUCCUACCAAGCUUGUCACACAUUGGAAUGACCAAUUCACACCUCAGACCUCUCCCACCCUUGGAAACAAAAGAUAUGUUAAUGCCCAUUCACACCUCAAAUGCCCCAUGA